CAGCAUCUUGCCGGCCACACAUGAGCACAUGAGCACGCGGACACCACAAAGCACCUCAUGCACGUACUGACUUCUGCCGUCGCAUCGUCACCAAAGCUGCAUCCUGCAUGUCAUUGUAUACUAUCACCCGCAUGAACUCUCGUCUAUCCUGUCACCAAUGGUUUCGCAGCUCUCACUUGCUGCGACAAUUAACCUCAGCUGGCUCUCCAACCUCGACUCGCUAGUGUCCGGUAGAAGGUUUCACGACACAUCGAUAGAAUACCUCAUGAAUUUUCUCCCGACGUGCGCCAUUGUGCUCUAUUACAGUGCUGUAUCCAGCUACUUUCCGAUAUUUCUUCAGCAAUUCUUAGACUUCGUUGCGCUGUCAAAUGUUGUUUGCUCCAUUUAUUUCGUGUGGGAACUGACCAAAACUAUAGCAAGCUAUAUAGCGAAAGAGCUCCGCGUGGAUGUUGCGGUGAUAUCAGGACGGCGGCGCCGUCCACGAGUGACAUUUCUGCUAUUCGGUGCCCCGUUGUUGAUGACGAUUCUGAGUCAUCGCUAUGCUCGGAUCCGCUUGAAUCCUCUCUAUCUCGUAAAUGUUUUCUGGUUCAAGCUCGCAUUUCCCUUUGACGAUAUUGAUGUGGCCAUUUGCAAGUCUGCCACUGCCUUAUUGACAUUUGCGGGGACUUGUGUAUACUGGACCGCUAACCGCAUGUGGCAGAGGAUCAUUAUGGCAUGCGCCUGUGACGAUCAUGAGAGUCCUCCAGCAAGGUGUAGUUCAGCACCGCCGGCGGAUUACGCUUCCCGCCUUCCGAUGGAAUUGCUGGAUAUGAUAGUAUGGCCGUACAUACCAAGCGACGAAAUGCGACAACUGCGACUGUUGAACUCGCGGUGGGCUCAUAUGCUAGGUCCUCGGGUGUUCCGUUCCCUAAAGAUUAGAAACGACCAAGACUUACAUGAUUUUGCGGCAUCGAAAAUGACUCUGCAAUCGUAUGGGCGUAAUAUUCAGCAUUUGAGUUUUGCUGGUGCAUGCUGCAUAACUGAUGAGGUAUUCAAUUCCAUCAUCGAGUACACCCCUAAUAUUGAAUCUUUGAACCUAUCAGGCUGUCUACGACUAUCGGCCGUAGCAUUAACCGUCGAUCUACCGCAAAAGUGCCCUACUCUAGUGGACCUCAAACUAGGCAUGACCGCGGGCUUUCUCGCUCGUUUCGAACGUCGGUCAGCUCGUCGGAUGAGAUUUAGACGAUAUUCCCACGUGUUCGAUCACAAGCCAUCACCCUUUCACGUUUCUUUCCUGUAUUAUGCGAACUUGACAAGCUUAGACCUCUUUGGAAACGAUUUCGCCUUAAAGUCAACCUUACUGGUCGAAGUGGCGGUUGUAUUCGCAAAGACGUUGAAGUCGCUGAGCUUGUCGCACUGCAGGCACGUUGCUGGUUUAAUGAGCAUCGUGGAUCUUUGCGGACAGUUGGAAAAUCUGGAUUUAUCAUUCAGUGAUGUUGAAGCACUGGAGCUGUGUUACGUGUUCAAGAAGCGUUCCAUAUUUCCAAUACGUCAAUUAAAUCUUGCAGGGUGCAGUGCGGCUUCGUUGGCGCUCAGCCUAUAUGAUGUUCACGUCACAGGAUCGAACGCUGGAACAGAUACGGACGGGGCGGUUGGAAUUGAUCCCGGAACUCCUCCACUCCAAGUUUUAGAUUUGAGCGAUACCAAAUUAGACAACAGUCACUUAUUGAUUGUUGCAAUCUAUUUCCCUUAUCUCACAUCAAUAUAUCUACGGGGAAAUUGGAGCUUGACCCACGCAACCGUAGCGAGACUAAUACGACGAUGCAAAGAUUUAUCGCUGCUGGAUGUCACUGACUGCUCCAACGUGGGCAAAUCCAUACUUCUCCCGGAUUUGAGCGACCCUGUGUCCCCUCCUCCUCUUGCUUUUGCUGGAAAGAUUGUGGGUCGACAUCGUGUUCUCCAAGUUCAAGAAUUAGCAGGGGAAAAUCUUGUUCUCGAUCACCUGAAGAUUCUCUGCGGUGUGCUGACAUUGUCCCUCAUAGUAUUAUCUGGGUUUGUGCAUGUUAUUCGGUUUCUAUUGCAAGCAAUUCUGGCAUGGUAGCCAUUAGGAUUUUGAAAUUUAUAUUACUCAUUGUAUGUAUCACUGUAUCUAAAUACAAUUGCUCUCACUCAACGCUGAGCCUAU
Molecule: messenger RNA, 2164 nt
Organism: Spizellomyces punctatus DAOM BR117
Lineage: Eukaryota; Fungi; Chytridiomycota; Chytridiomycetes; Spizellomycetales; Spizellomycetaceae
Exons: 7
Coding region: 158-2080 (640 amino acids)
Biological process (GO): SCF-dependent proteasomal ubiquitin-dependent protein catabolic process
Cellular component (GO): SCF ubiquitin ligase complex
Source: RefSeq, a predicted model, not a curated record